ACAGCCUGGCAAUGUUAUGGAAACAUGCCCAGACUACUUAGAGUGUUUGAUUAUUUGCACGCACAGAUGAAUGAAGUGAGGUAUUUUGUGUAUGUAGUUUGAGCAUGGAUGGAGGGAGCCACAGUAUAGCAUCGUUGGCAUUUUUUCCAUGCUUUGCAUCAGGGAAUUUUGUUUACAUCAUUUGUGCGGCAGAAAACAGUGCGUAAAACAACUGAACAGACGCUGUAUACUCUCUCUCAGUAUAGACUCCUGUUAUUGUUAUUGGAGUCUUUUCAGGAAAAUUUUGGUGUGAGCCAUGGAGGGGUACAGAGUGCCCAGGUGUCCUCCGGGGGACUACUGCAUCCCAAAGGUUAAGAGGAACGGUGCUGAUGGUCCUCUCACUCCAGUGCGGCCUGGGUCCAGAGAGGAGCUGGAUAUCCUCAAGAUUGUCAAGAGGAGCUUCUUGAAUGAAAACUUCACCACUCAGUAUGGGGUGCAGAAAAUCUCACUGGUGAACAAUGUGGAGUUGGAGAAAGAUUUCAGUUCCAAACGCCAGGAGAUGAAAGAACAUGGAAGAGAUGUGACUGAAAAGUACCUCUUUUCUACAUCUGGAGGGACAGGGACCUUCACAAAGGGAAAGACUGUAGUACCAUCUCAGGGGAAGAGUGUGCUGGGUGACAGCACUAAGGGAGUUUACCUAAAGAAGAAUGCUGAUGUGUGUUUGAGGUGCCAGGUGGUAUUCCGUCGAACGAAAACCAAACUGUUGAUAUACAAGGCCAUGUUAGGGCGAGUCCUUGCGGUGGCUCCCCACAGCAGGUCGGACCCUGACCCCAACCAUGACUGCCAUGUGUCCAGGGAACCCCCCAGACUAACUGACAAGGACUGGGACCAAUAUGGCAAAUCACAGGUGUACCUGUAUGAGUAUGAUGAGGAGGGGUUGCCAGUGCAAAGACCACGGCAAGUCCUCCCAUAUGCUGCAGUGACACUGGUAGACACGAUCUUAUGUGACGAGAACCCAAGUAUCCAUCGUAUUGUUGAGGGGUUCCCCAUGUUAGAACCUGUAAGUCCACAAGCUUGUAAAAAACCUACAAGUAACAUGCCAAUACAUUCCACAUCAGUACCUGGGGCUGUGACCAAGCACAAGAGCAAUGUGUGUACUUCUGCUGUCAUAGAAGCUGAAGACAAGAGCAAUGCAUCUAUCAAAGAAAGGAAACAUAGGUUAUUGAAAACAAAAGGAGAUCUGCUUGUGAAACCUGACAGGAAGAUUUUACAAGAAAAAGACAGGAGAAAGAAAAAGAAGAAAGCCAAAAACACACAUGCAGCCAAAGAAAGUGUGUCUGUUGCUACACCUAUCAAAGAACUUGUAACAAGUACCUGUGGAAGACCAGUAGAACAAAGUAAUGUGGACUCCACAACAGCCAAAUUCACACCUGCUACCAAUAAGAAUAUGUCUGUUGCUACACAUGAGAAAGAAGAUGGGAUAAGUGCCUGUCAUAGACAAACAGAACCAGAUGAAAGUCAUGUGGACUCUGAAACAGCUGUCAACAUCAUGGAUAGGGUAAAAGACCCAAAGCUUGCCAGGAAGAGAAAACCAGUGGACUUCAUGCAUAGAGAGUACCAAAGUUCAACCGUUGUGUCUCCUAAAGCCCCCACUUUGAAGAAGAACUCUAACAAUACCAGGUCACCACCAGAUGCUGAUGACAUUAAAAUCAAGUCAGCAGUGGUGAUGCUGGAGAACCUCGACCAUCUGUUGAUCGGAAGGAGGAAAAGUGCAAGUUCAGAGAGUAGCUUGUCAGAUCAGUACCUUACCUUGGAUGUCUGGACAGGAAGUGGUGAUGAAGAAGACAGCAUUAAAAGCUCGGACACAAGUCUAGAUAUAAGUGCUUCUGAAGUCAACCCAACAGAGUCAAGAUCAGAUGAUGAAGAGUCCCACCAUUCUGUUGCUACAUCUGAAGACAAGGAGCAAGUAUCUCAAGCACAGACUGUCAUAGCCCUUAAUGAUGAAGAGUCCCACCAAUCGGCUGAUACUGAUGAAGAGCCCCACCAGUCUGCUGAUACUGAUGAAGACAGGGAACAAGUAUCAAAAACACAGACUGUGAUAGCUCUUAAUGAUGAAGAGUCCCACCAGUCUGCAGAUACUUAUGAAGACAGGGAACAAGAAUCCCAAACACAGACUGUGAUAGCUCUUAAUGAUGAAGAGUCCCCCCAAUCGACUGAUACUGAUGAAGACAGGGAACAAGUAUCCAAAAUACAGACAGUGAUAGCACCUGAGCCUAUCCAGAAAAAUGUCCCUACGAUGACAGCUGAAUCAAACAUCAGUCACUGUGGCACUGUCACUGCACCCUCCCCUUGCACAUCUGAAGCUGUGGGGUGUAUUGGUGAGGACAAGGAGCCUUCUGAACUUCAGACUGAAGAUGAAGAAAGUGAAGAAGAUAAUGAUAGUGUUCUCGACCAUGGGUUGGAUUUCAUUGAAGACCUGGGAAGGUCUUUGGACUUGGUAGAAGUUCACUCACUCGAAGAGGAUACCUCGAGCAGAGGCAGUGAUGCUGCAGAAGAAGAGAUGGAUUCCCUUCCUCAACAGGAAGAUGGCAUGCAGGAGGAGCCCCAUCAGGAGGGUGACAACUAUGAUAUCUGCAGAAGUCCGACAGAGGAGACCGGUGAUGUGGACACUGUGGCUGAACAAGUCGGUACAGAUGACAAUACAGACAGAAGCCAUGUUGCUAUCAAGGAAGAGGAGGACACUUGGAGUUGUAGAGAUGGUCCCCAGGACAUCCCAGAGGACAGAGAUACUUCCGAAGAGGAAAUGGACCUCGCUAUGCAGUAUGAACAAGAUCUCCCAGUGCCACCCUCCCCGUUAUCAGACUUUGACAUUUUCUCUCUGGACGCAGAACUUCCGGUGCAGCUAGUGGAUGAGCUAACUUAUCUAGAACAAGAAAAUUAUGAGCAGCCAGUAGAUUGUUCCAUACCAUCCACCCGAGAAAAAACCUGUGAAGAUCCAGAUGGAGAUAAGUCAAAACUUGAGGGAGGAGUGAUGGAACCUCAGGUUGCAAUGUCCUCAGAUUCAAGGCAGCUAUCUAUAAGUAGGAAAGAUGAACUCUCUCAGGAAGCAGAUUCCUAUGUGGCAGAAUCCCCAUCAGUCUCAGAAGUUAGUGUGGAGAGACAGGACAGUGAGGAGGCAGAGUCAGAAGAGUCAAUCCAUGCAGCCACCGAAUCUCAAGAUGAAGACCAUACAAGCCAUAAGGACAUGAUUUCUGUAAAGAAGGAACCUGUAGACUCUUUUGAUGAUUCUGGGGCAUUACAGCACCCAAACAUUGACCACGAAGCUGUCUGCCAUGUUGCCUCUCCUGACCAGGGUACAGCUAUGACCACAGAUGGGAUAAAAGUGGAGGAAUGUGAUGAGCAAGAUGUGAGAGAAAGUAACAAAGCAAUCAGUACAGAAUCUAUAGAAGACAGAAGGGACGAAGAAUCACUUGAUGCUAAAGAGGUGCUUUCCAGUGAGUCAGUUGAUAACCCAGAAUGUACAGGUACAUCUUCAAACUCAAGGGAUGCUAUGUCAACUGAUCAGCUUGCUGUGGAGCAGCAAAAUGUGUCAUCAGAGUCCAAGAAUGUGCCUAAAACUGACAGUGCUGAAGAAAUAUCAAGCUGCGUUGAGCACAAGAAUGAAGAGGAAGCAUGCAUUGAAAAUGUUGCCAGUAACUCUGCCAAAACAGAUCACAAUCUGAAUAUUGUCACAAAAGUGCCCACCACUGGCGAAAAGGUAGAAACUGAGGUAUGUAGGACCGAAAAGGAGAGGGGUGAAUUGGCAGAUGAAGGGAAACCAAGCCUUACUACCAGGCUAAGGCAGGUGCGGUGUCCAGAGCUAUCUUUGUUGCUCGAUACAAUGCAGUCCCCUGAUGAAAUCAUAUCAACUGACCAAAGAGAGUCUCCUGUUGCACAGCCUGAGGAGGUAUCCUCGCCAUCAAAAGAUGCAAAGAGGAUCAAUGUAACAUCUCCUUCAGCAAAGGAUGAAAGGAAGAUCACCUUAAUUGAUUCAUGUCAAGUGCCAACAAACAAGAUUUUGACCAAAAUGGGCCUUAAAAAGCUUGAUAGAAAUGUCAGCAAGCAACAAUGGAAGGAAAAAAGACAGUCCUUCAAAGCAGCAGCACUUUUACAGGAGCAAGAAACAAAGGCUGUCAAGCAAGCUUCAUUCAAGAGCAGACAGGUGCACUCAUGUGCUGUAGACCAACAACAGGUUGACAACAGUGUCAAGAGUUGUCCAAUAAACAUUGAUGAUGGAAAACUUGCUAACAUUGAGGAGCCAAGCACCAGAGAUGAGCCUGCUUCUGAUUCGUCACAUAUUGACAGUGCACUGGCACAGGAAUCUGAGCUGCAAAGGCAAUGGGACAACUGGAAAAGGCAAAACAGAAAGAAGAGCAAAAGAUGGAAGGACAGUAAAAAGCUGGAGAGGAAAUUGAAGCACCAAGGUAGAAGUGCACACUCAUUUACAUGUAAGACCAAGACUUGGAAAAACAGAUACCCAAACUCACGUAUUGGUGGUGAUAAGUUAAAAGAAAGGCAGGACAGGCAGAAAAUGUCAGCCAGAAAAGGAGACAAAUUACAGUGCCCUUCACAGAAAGCAAUGUAUGGAGGAGAAACCAGUCGCUUAGUAGAAAGAACUGAACAUGGACAAAAGAGAAAAGUAGAGUCCAAUGCUCCAUCUGAGCAUUUGAGAAAUGUGUCCAAGAGGCGAAGACAUGAGGUGAAGUGUACUGAUACCAAAAGGGAAAAAGUAGCGCCAACAACUGGGAAGAUUUGUAAAGAGCCUGCAAAGCCAGAAAUAAGAGUUAGAAAUAAGCAUAGCUCUUCUGGUCUUUCACAACAUGUACAGAAGGGGCAAAAAAUGACUACAAUUCCCAAAGGGAGAUCUUCAGUGCAGAUGGUACAGAGAAGCAGAAGUUCUGUUGUUUCCAGUGCCAGUGCUCAACCCAAGCCUAGCACGCAACCAAUAGUUUUCAAUGGCAAGGGGCCUGAGUCACAAGAAUGGAGUGCACAUGUUAAAGGAAACACCACUCAAGCCAAUGAUGAGGAGUCACAGAAAGAGACUGUACAAGAUAAGGCUGGCACUCCUCGACCCUCAGACAUCUCCAAUGACAUGGUGUCAGAGUCUCAAGAAGGGACUGUGCAAGCUACAGUUGGCAAUGCUCAACACAAAGCACAAGUUUCCAGUGACAAGACGUCAGAUUCAAGAGAUGAGAUUUUGCAAGUCCAGGCUGGUGCUGCUCAAACCCACAUACCAGAAGUUCCCGAUGACAAGGUGGAAGUCAAGGAUAGCAGCAUUCAUCCGAUUUCUUGUGCCCAAGCAGAACUCUCCAUAGGCAAGUUGCCUGAAGAAGGGACAGAGGUCAAGCCUGGUAGUUCUGACAUCCUUGAGCAGCUAUACAGAGAGAUGCAGGUAAAGCUGAAGGAUGUCAGAACUGCUGCAGAAAGAGAGCGUAUCCUCCUGGCCAUGAAAGUACUCCAAGAGACAGGAGGGGCAGAAAUCAAGGACGUCUCAUCUGCAAGUGAUCCUAAGGAGACUUGUGAAGAGACGUCAGGUCAAACCAAGGGGUCAGUCCAGACAGAGUCAUUCCAGAUGUCCAAAGAGCAUGACACAAGCAGUGAACUUCAUGGAAAACAUGGCUGUAACCUGGAGACCUGUGAAACAGAACCAUCUGAAGAUACUGUUGGAUGGAGCAAGGAAGAUGAGACGUCAGGUCAAACCAAGGGAUCAGUCCCGACAGAUUCUGCCCAGAGUUCUGAAGACCAUGGCACAACACAUGUUGAAGCUGCCCAUGGCUCUCCAAGCAGUAAGUUUCAUGGAAAAGAUGACGGCAACCCUGUAGAUAUGGAUGUGUCUGUUGAUGAUGACUCAGUGGAUAUGGACAUCUCUUCCGAAAGUCAGCCAGAGGAGGUGAGUGCCCUGAUAAUGACGGAAGAUUCAACAAAGCCUCACCUACAAGACAACUACAUGUUGGUAGACAUGGACACCAGUGUAGAAGAGUCAAACUGUCAUCCACAGGACAAUUACAUGUUAGUGGACAUGGAUACCAGCAGCACAGAACCCUCAGAAGAACCGGAUUCACCUGAAAACCUUCCAGACGAUCAAGAUGCACCUUAUAGCCCCACUUGGAAUGAAGACUCUUGUGACUUUCAGAUAAAUGAAACUGCAAGUUUCCUUGCCUCGAUACCAGGAGUCAUCAGAGAAUCUGGUACUGAUGGGCCCCAGUGGAUGUCUCUAGACCUGUCGGUACCAACCAAGUUGUUACUGCAGGGUGAACACAUGCCAUUAGCAGAGUUACAGGGUGUAGAGACACAGAUGCACCAGACACAGGAUGCAGAGAUGGCAUUGACAGAGACAACAGGUGAAGAAACACCACUUAUGGAGGCACAGAGCGAAGAGACACCUUCCAUGGAGACACCACUGUCACAGAUGCAGAGUACAUGUACAACCCCUCUGUCACAGUUACAGGAUGUAGAGACAUCUCUGGAGAAUGGACGGGGUGCAGAGACAUCUCUCUUGGAGAUAGAGGCACCACUGGCGGAAAUGCAGAAUGAUGAUUAUCAUCAGGAGCAGUUGAAAAACCAAGUGAAGUCAAGCCCAGAUGCUAGCCAUCUGUUUCAGCCUAUCAAAUGUAAGGUUGAUGAUCCUUCAGAGUUGGAGAAAGCGGCAGACAGAAAGACUCCCCCGAUAGAUGAGACGGAAACAUUCAUGAGACAGCCCCCAGACUUUCUCAGAGAGUCCAUCACUGACCCUCAUCUGUCAAUCAAAGCUCUUUUGUCUCCACCUACAGACAGAAAUGAGUCUGUCCCACGGGCAGCAAUGUCGGGUAGGGAUGGACAAUCAAUGACAUUGUCUCUGAAGAUAACAUCCCCUGGAAGUUCCCCUCCCUCCCUUGCAGAGACACUUGCGAGUGAAAGCCAACAUACAAGUGCAACAGAGAAGAAGGAACAAGGCAGUCAUCCUAUGUUUCACAAACAUAAGCUGCUUCGUCCCAAAGUAAUGCCAUCUGGGAUUAUUGUGUAUGCCAACCCUAUUCCAAUUCCCCUAGACUCCCAGAUGGCAGAGCCUGAGGAUCCUCGAACAAAGGCAAACUCAAUCAAGACUUCUGAAUUAGAAGUCCCCUCCUAUGACCAGUGGGAGAGCUACCCAAGUCCAGCAAAGAGGCGGAGACAUGAAUCUGCACCCAAAACACUUCUAGCUUCAACUCACCACUCACCAUCCAAGACAAGUCUUCCCACUUAUUCUCCAGUAUCUCAUGACACUCUGGGCAUUGCAUCUCCUCCAGAACUUGUACAGAAAGUUGGGCAACAACUGAUAAAGACUCUGCAGACCUCUUUGAGGAAUCAUUCAGGUGCACUUCAACAACAACUGCCCCCAGCUGUUGCAUCCAAACCUAAUUAUCAAGAUCAUAGGCCAAGGAACCUCACCCCCAUUUCAAGCAAUAUCUGUAGGGAUCCAAGAAUCAGGAAGAGAAGGCAAUCCGAGCCAAACCCUGCAAAAGGCAGUAGCAGUGGGGAAGACUCCAUAGUGGAAGUGAGGAGACAGAUCCUCAAGGAUCUCCGAGAACAAGUCAGCAAACUUAACAAGAGGGGCAUGAUACUGGAGACUGAUAAUGAAGAAAGAGAACAACCCGAUGCUAAAACACCACACCAUGGGAUUCAACGAACAGUGUCCUUCAGUUCAGUUAGUGAACUACGUGGAAGAAUGGCAGAUGAGAGUGCUGACUUGCAAAGUGACGGCAAGAUGUCCAUCCAACCCAAAGUCCAUGGUGCAGGUAAAACAAAAAUGUCAAAAUCACCAGAUGUGUCAGCUUUUGGCCAAACGUGCUACAACAUGAACACCACAGUGCAACAAGUAAACACCUUAACUAGGGAUGGAGGCCAACGGACUGAUGCUGACAUGAAGGAAGGAAAGAUUGUCUCUGAGAAGGAAAUCAAGGGUGGCAAGUCUGUACAGAAGAAGACGAAGAGAAAGACAGAACUUGAGAAAGGCAGUAUCUCUUCCAAGAAGCAGAAGUAUGACCAUCCUGAGCACUGUACAGCUGAGAUGAAGACGUCUGGUGACUUGCUAUGCAAAGAUCUCCCGUCAAAGCCCAGACACUGCAGUUCUCCUAAGCCUUCAAAGUCUUCAGAUAAAUCAUAUUCCAUUGCUAAGAAGAGUGCUGUUGUAAAGCCAAGGGAAAGAAAAAUGAAGCAAAUUGAUCCUUUGCACCACAAAUGUCAGAGCAGACAGCACAGCGAUCCCAAACCUAGUCAUGUCAGAAAGAGUACUGAUGGCAAGAAGUCCUUUGGUAAGAAAAAGACACCACGGGGAAAACAGGAGGAAUCAGGAAACCGGACGAUGUCAGUCAAGCUUCAGCAGAAAAUGAAGCUGGACAACCGGGUUGUGGCAGAUGAAGUCUCCAUGUCCAAGGUCGUUGACAAAUGGAUUAAUCAACACUCUGCUGUUAAAAGCACAUGUCAAGCACCUGUUGUGCCCUCUUCACUGGAACUGCCUGAUGCCUCUGAUGUGGAUGUAGACUGUCAAAUAGAAUCCAGUGUUUGUGACUGUCUCGGUGCUGUGAAAAGCAAGUUAAGGUUGAUGCAUACAGCAAACUCCCAAUCGGAUACGAGUGCAGUGUCAGAGCAAAGCGAGAGUGGAGUGGAGAGCUCAGUCAAUCCAUCAGACGGUUAUCUUGAAAGUACAGUACCAGACUUGCCCGUUUUAAACUUCGAAAACGACCCUUUGCUUACCACAAAGGAGAGAGGGGGCAAACUUCUGAGUCAAGAAGAGACCCUAGCGUACUACCAGCAGAGGCUCAGAGAACUAGCUAAACAGCGCAGCAGUCUGUCAUCAAUCUCACAUCGUUCUGACUCUAGUACUGUGAAAGAGAGACAGGAUUCCUUAACAGGACAGCUGUUGGAAGCCAAAGUGUGCAUCUACAGCAUGAGAUGUUUACAUGUUUUUCAGAGAAGAAGGAAUCGACUUUGCAGCUGGCGUUCUAACCGUGUAACACCUGUACAGAAAGAAAUUUUGCGGUUGGAGAAGAUAAUGAGUAUGAUGAAGAGAUCCUCACCUCAAGCGAUAGAGAUGAUACAGAGAAAGCUGGAUGACCUGUAUGAACAAAGAACAGAACUGGUGAUGAGCUGGUUCAGAGAAAGGAUGUUCAGGAUUGAAUCAAUGUCUGCAGAAGAUCUCCGGAACACGCUGGACCAUCUCCUCACCAUCCAGCACAAAUGGCAAUUGAAAAACAUCAACCAGCUCAUGAUGAUCCAUCUCGAGAAAGUCAUCAAGAAAGCUAAAAUCGCCCUCAAGCUGAAGGAGGAAGACACUGUAAACCUGACACCAGACACACCUUGUCAAGAUGAGACAUGUGAUCCAGAACAAGGUCCUUCUGCACAGGCAGAAACUAUGCAAGCUGUAGAUGGUGGUGCGAUGGUUUCCAGUUGUAAUUUGCAAGCUCAAGGGGCAAAAGAUGACAAAGUAAGUCCUUCAUCAGCUGUCAGUCACUCCAGGAAAGAUACUGGCACUGAUUAUAGCACUAUGUCAGAUACACCGUGCAGAGAAGAGAAUCCAGCAUCCAUUGAAGCCUGUCUCUCCCGGAAGGAGCAACUUGCUGUAGAUGGACAGAGACCAAGCUGCCGUACUCUAGAACUAGUAGAAGAUGCCUGUUCUGCCCCUUCUGUAGACAGCCUACCGACAACACCAGGAACACCAGUUCAGGAUGAGGUCAUGUGGGACGGGAAAUUCUAUGCUGUCAUCCUGCCAUCCCAACCUGAAGGGAAAGCGGACCCAGCGGUCAGUGGUACGUCCAUCCAGAGUGAAAACGACCCGAGUGAUAGCACAAGCUCCAAGCCAGAGGAUUGUAGUGCUGACACAGAGCCCACUGCCGCACCGCCAGAUACAGCAGCACAGCAGGAAGACCAACUAGAAGCUGCUGUAAAAACAAACAGUACUGCCUCGGAUUCCAACACUGCAGUUACUACAGAAACUAAGGACUCAAGUGACUCAUCCGACGACAAUAAAACAAAUGAUACAGAGACAAGCCAGAAGUCUUUCAGAAAGAGGAAUCGUGGAAUCCGGAGAGGAAGAUGGCCAAAUAGAGGAAGAAUAGAAGUGCAAAGAAACUACCAAAACAACCAGGGCUAUUUCAACAGUCGAGCUAACAUGCUGUGCAGACAAGGCAACUCCAUGUGCAACCAACAAAACGGGGAGACCAGGACUUGGGUAAGGGAUGGGAACACAUACCAGCAAAUCAACCAGCCGGUGUUCAACAACUGCGCAACAAGGUUCAUAGACAGACAAGCUGCGAUAAGAAAUAUCCCAUCCCUCCUGGAUGUCAAACACCCUAACAAUGUUAACAACAUGCCCUGGUCGCGUGGUAUUGACCCAACCAGGUAUAAUAAUAAUAUGGCAAAUAGGGUGGAACCUAGACUACAUAUGGACCAGUAUAACCAACGCCAGCAAUGGAACAUGGGCCAGUCUAACUGUCAACAAUGGAAUGACUGUCGGAGAUAUUAGCUCUUCAACUGUUGAGUGUAGAGACAGAUCAUUUCCCGACAGCAACUGUAGCAGUGUGAAACAGCACCGUGAAACAGCAUUGUCCGUUACAUAUUCAGGCCUUCUGUGGAAGAAAAUGUUGCAGGACAAUAACAAAGGGUUGCUGCUCCCUAGUGGAUGCCAUUCCUGUACUAUUAAUGUACUAGAGACCAGUAGAGAGGAAGGCAUGGCUCAGUAGUGAUGAAAUGAGGACAAAAAAUAAAUGUUGAGGACUAAGAAUUAUUGCGUAAAGAUGUACAUAGGUCAAAAGAUACCGUACUUGUAACAACUGUAAAUUUUGUUAUUUUGUGCAUCCUUGUACUGUUUCUUGAAUACUUUGAAAGUGUUUUGUUGAAAAGUUGGUUACUAUUGAAGAGUAUCCUAAUGUGUACAUGUAAAGAUAUGUUGAAGCCAAGUUGUUAUUGCUGCAAGAAAUGUGCAUGGUGGGUAUCUGCAUCCAGCACAAAAUAGUGGAGAGUCUCCACUACUCAGAGUCUGGCCAGUAUGUGUACAUAUAACAGUCCUCAGUCUGUUUCUGUGGAUGUACUUAGUAUCUUGUAGCCAAAAUGUUUUCAUAGUCAGCUGUGUUUAUGAAACCUGAUGUUAUAGUGGUAUUGUAUGAAACAUUGAUUGACAUACAAUGUAUGACUGUGUAAGAGCUGGAAAGUUAUGCAAUACUGACUACUAGUACUGUUUUCCUUACUUUCAAACAAUAUGUGACUAAAACGUGCCAGUAUAGGAAUAUUGGGAAGCCAUUUUUCCACUUUCCUAGGAAUUUUUGUUUGGUGGUUUUGGCCACUUCAAUGGGAGACAUUUAGUAUUGUUAGCUUGCAGGACAUCAAUAAAAACUGUCUAUUUUUGUUUUA
Molecule: messenger RNA, 11382 nt
Organism: Branchiostoma belcheri (Belcher's lancelet)
Lineage: Eukaryota; Metazoa; Chordata; Leptocardii; Amphioxiformes; Branchiostomatidae
Exons: 10
Coding region: 296-10498 (3400 amino acids)
Biological process (GO): regulation of double-strand break repair via homologous recombination; synaptonemal complex assembly; homologous chromosome pairing at meiosis
Cellular component (GO): nucleus
Source: RefSeq, a predicted model, not a curated record